Klebsormidium nitens is the source of this 1036-nucleotide messenger RNA. The record is from the annotation of a GenBank genome assembly. Lineage: Eukaryota; Viridiplantae; Streptophyta; Klebsormidiophyceae; Klebsormidiales; Klebsormidiaceae.
CUAAGGCUAAGCUGUGGCAAACCCUAAGACCUGGACAAACGCACGCUGUUCCUCCGCCAGCGAUACAUAGCAGUGUCACACACAGUCUAUCAAGGGGGGAUCAAGGGCGCCAAGAACCUCCACCAGAUGUGCAGGUAGCUACCAAAAAGCAGUUGGCUUUAUCUCGCAAAGGCGUCCCUCCUGAGAGCAGAGAAUAUAACCCUGAUUUGCAGCGGUUUCCUCUGAAGGGGGUGGUUGAGGUGGGAUGGCGUCUCCAUCUACUCCAGGCCCCGUUCGACGGGGCAUUGUGGAGGCUCAAUUUGUCGAGGACGUGCACACGUUCAUGGAUGGGAAAGAAGGGGAUGCGGUCAUGAAACCACUACAGGAGAGGUACCAACAGUACAAGUUGCAAGAGCAAACGCUCACGAGCCGCCGUGCGCUUCUAGAGCAGAAGAUUCCAGAGCUGAAACGGAACCUGGCCAUCGUGAAUAAGCUACAAGAGCAGAAGGAGGCCGAGAAGGAAGCUGAAGUCGACUUCGAGCUGGCUGACCAGAUCUUUGCGAGGGCGACCAUCAAAGACCCGGAGUCAGUGUGCCUAUGGCUGGGGGCCAAUGUCAUGGUAGAAUACUCGCUGGAAGAGGCGAACCUUCUCCUUCAGCGGCAACUAGAGAAUGCUACUGCCAGCCUAGAGGCGGUAAUAGAGGACUUGCACUUCCUGCGGGAUCAAGUAACGACAACUGAGGUAACGCUUGCAAGGGUAUACAACCACGAAGUCAAGUUGCGGCGAGAAAGAAGAUUAGCAGAGGCAGCUCAAGCAGGGGAUGAUACGUAGUAAGAGCCGUCUGGGAUUAGCUUCGAGACGCUGCACCGGCGAUCUUUGGCCAUGUCCUCAGGUGGCUGCAACUUGUUUGGAGUGGGUUCUGACGGGCGAUCGCAACAUGUGCGUGACUAGCUGCUAGUCAGUUUCUUGUUCAUGAUUCAUAGCUGCACGCAUGGCUGUACAUCCGUGCAUGUCUCCAUGCCAAAUGCGCGCAUCUCAGUUUGCUCUUUAUCCAUG